AUGGCACCUCGGGCUGUAUCCACUAUAGGAGACAAAGACUUGCCAUUAGCGACGUCUGAACUUGAUAUGACUAUUCAAAGUUGUUUGGAUUAUGUAUGCUCUGGGAAGGCCUUGGAGUUUUCUGGGGUUACUACUCAAAUAGGAAGGAGUGUGUAUAAUGGUCUCAAGGCUGUCUCAAAGGACGAUCUUCCUGAAGAAGGGCUAACGGUUGAGAUAGUUAAGCAGUAUCUUCUUGAUACCGUCGGUUACUUCUGUACGACUUUUGGUGUAGAGGACUGUAACAACUUUGAGGAUAAUAUGGUAUGCUAUCUGUUACCAGUGUUAGUAGAGUCUGAUUUGUUGCUGAAGAAGCCUUCUGAGUCAGAGUUGAGAGAUUUGAGGCAUGAUAAGAUUGCGGCCACUAAGGACUUAGCUUUUGAUCCGUUCAGCUUCUUUUCGCCAACUUUUCCUCAGUACUUCUCUCAACUCCAUCAACCCGACCCUACGGUGGAGGCUGCUGUUGUGGCAGCCCCGAAGCCUGCUGUUGGAGAUGGCCUGUUGUUUAGUGCUAGCCCGGUAGAGACUGGUUUUCCGGCUGUUAAAUCGGUAUCUACCUCUUCUAAGGACCCUCGACAUGAUGUUCUUGGUUUGUUGCCCAAAUUUGAGUUGAAGGAUGCCGUAAUUACUUCUCAAGAACGCCGCCAAGCUCGAAAAUCGGUUAAGGAUAUAGAGCUUUUGAAGGGAGGUGUCUUCACUGGUAAAGGUGAUAGCCGAUCUAUGCGACGAGUACUGACCUAUGUUCGUGAUGUUGCAAUUGAGGAAGCUUUCACGGCAUUAGAGUAUCGGGAGCUAUUGAAGCGUCAGAUUUCUCAGACUGCUCGAGCUGCUGUUCAUCCUCGCAGAGUCACUACUCAGCCUGCUCUUAUUCAAGAGCUGCGACGAGAGGUCUCAAGCUUUCUAUCACUUUAUGGUCAAGGAGACUCUGGCAAGUUGGAUUCUUGGAAAAGCCUACUAUUUUUAUCACAAGGAAAGUCCGAGAAAGUUGCCACCUUUGCCCAGAGGUUUGACGACGCCUAUAAUGAUGCGGUAUGUCUUGGUAAUGUCAUAGAUGAUGCUCAGGCCGCACUACAAUUUGCGUCGGCUUUGAAUGAGCGAAUGGUCGAUUAG
This is a messenger RNA of Perkinsus marinus ATCC 50983, 1146 nucleotides long. RefSeq lists its product as hypothetical. The record is from RefSeq and is a predicted model, not a curated record. Lineage: Eukaryota; Perkinsozoa; Perkinsida; Perkinsidae. The transcript has a single exon. Bases 1 to 1146 code for a protein of 381 amino acids.